UAACAGCUCCGUUAGCCACUGUUAUUGUGGGGCCCGCCUGUUAGUCGUGGAAUCCACGCAACAGCCGCCGCUCAAGGUCCAUCCGUGUAUCCGACCAUCCGUCUCCCCUCUCCAAUCCAGCACGCCACCACGGAAGCCUAGCUGCUUCUCUCCAUCGAGCACUACCAGCCACCAUCUAUCUCCUCCACCAGCAGCUCUUCUUCUUCCGUUCUUCUCCAAUCGGCGACGGCAGCUACCAGCUAGCUAGCUUUCUUCUUGCCCACUCCCCCUGUGAAACAAACAACAGCAGCUAGCGCCACUCACUCUCUCUGUUCCUCUCUCUACCGAAGCAAUUAGCAGAAUCCAAGUCAAGUCACCUGCGCCGCCGGUGACAGCAAUAAAGGGACGCUCCAUUUCUGCGGCGCCGGACGAGCGGACAGCGGAGAGCUUCGCUGUCCUCCGGCUUGCCGUCCGCCCUGCUCGUGGCCCACCCCCGCGUGUGGAGCACCGAGCGCGGAACGAAGGAGGCGCGGAGGAAGGAGAAAGGAGCUGACGCCGUCCAACCGUUCUUUUUUCGGAACGAACUCAUACGGUAUAUUCCCUUACUGCCGCUCCACUCCAUCUCCAUCCAUCCCACCAGCCAAACCGCACCCAGUCUUCGUCCUCCUCUCCCCUUCCUGCGCGCCGCCGCCCGCCGCCCCUCUCCUCCUCCUCCGGCCUGUGCGCCGCCUCGGUCCUUCCCCCUCCUCCCUGUGCCGCUCGGGCUUGGCGCCGCCGUCCCCAUCAUCGUCGACAAGCUCCUCCCCGAGUCCUUGUGCGCCACCGCCCCCUUUCGCUGUUCCUCCCGCCGGCCGGCCGCCAACGUCCUCCCUCCGCCAAGGCGUCGCGACCGCGGCCCGCGCUUCCUGCCGCCCGGCGCGGCAGCGCCGAGUGCGGCCGCGCCCGCGCGGCACGGGGCGGCCCUGCUCUGCUGAAGAAGCUAUGCUGGCAGUGUGCAAAUUUCUCGUGGAUCAUUGAUUCAAGAGAUCCUAUUGGGAGCAAAAUAAUAUGCCUUGAGACAUACAAAUCUCCAUAUGCAGCACUCUAAUCAGUGUCUUAUCAGCUGACCUUUUUUCAGUAGUUGCUGUAGGAUCUGCUGGUUCUCGUUUCUCCUAGCGAUAAAGUGAUAGUACUCAUGGGUAAUGAUCUGAUGAACAAACUGCUUGUUCAAGAAGAUUACUAUUGGUUGUUAUGAGACUAUUAUGCUUCUUGGAAGAUGGUUUGAGUUGUGCUUCAGAUUUUUCAUGUCCUGGUAAGCAGAAGCUUGAUGCUCUGUGGACCAAUUUCUGUGGACCUCUCAAUCUCUCAUUAAGUUUAUCAAGAAAACUCUCAUUAAAGAGAGAGUGUUGUGAGAAAAAAUAAUUGCAUUGACACGUACUGAUCUUCUUCUGUAGUGAUCUGAUCAGAGGCUUACCAAUGCACCUGUAAGCAGGUUUAAUGAGCUCUGUUAUUUGUGAUUCUACAUUGGUGAUUGGCUGAUAACUUCUGCUAUCCACAUUAUAAAGUGGGUUUUAGAAUCCAUUACUUUUCAUCUUCCUAGCUUGGGCGCAGUCUGCUGGAUGUUUGAAGUCUUGAUGGGUUAUCAUCUGAUUAGUCUCUUUCAACAAAUAAAUAACUAACAUUGAAUCUGGUCAUAAGUCAUUCUCUUGUUAAUAGCCUGCAACUCAUUUGGUGAAUCUCUUUCAGCAUCUUUGUCUGAUGGCAACCAUACUAGAAUCUUUAGUUGGAUCGUGUGCUAAGAAGUUGCAAGAUGUCAUUUCAGAGGAGGCCAUACUAAUUUUAGGGGUAAAAGAAGAGCUCACAGAACUGCAGAGAAGAAUGGAGCAAAUACGACACUUUGUUAAUGAUGCGGAGCAAAGGAGCACAAAAGAAUCAGCUGUUAAUAAUUGGCUCAAUCAGCUAAGAGAUGCCAUGUAUGACGCCGAUGAUGUUAUUGACUUGGCUAGAUCUAAAGGAAGCAAACUAUUGCCGGAUCAUUCUUUGUCAUUAUCAAGCAAAUCAAGUACAUGCACCGGCCUUUCCCUUUCCUCUUGCUUUUCUAAUAUCCAGACACGUCAUGAGGUUGCUGUUAAGAUUCGAAGCCUGAACAAAAGAAUAGACAAUAUUUCAAAGGAUGAAGUAUUUUCAUCACUGGCAAGUAGACAAUCUAUUGAAAAAGUUUCAGCACCGAAACACAUAAGAAGUUCCAACCUUGUUGAACCCAACCUUGUGGGUAAGGAGGUCAGACAUGCUUGCAGAAAACUAGUAGAUUUGCUACUUGAACAUAAGGAUAAGAGGUCUUACAAGAUUGCCAUUGUUGGAACAGGAGGAGUUGGUAAGACAACACUAGCACAGAAAAUUUACAAUGACCAAAAAAUAAACGGGUGCUUUGACAAACAAGCAUGGGUUUGUGUCUCCAAAGAUUACUCCGAGGUUACUAUUCUGAAGGAGAUUCUUCGAAAAUUUGAAGUACAGUACAUGCAAGAUGAAUCGAUUGAUGAGCUCCAAAGCAGGCUAAAAUUAGCCAUCCAAGAGAAGAGCUUCUUUCUUGUGUUGGAUGAUGCGUGGCAGUCUGACAUUUGGGAAAAUUUACUGAGCACCCCAUUGCAUGCUGCAGCCACAGGGAUAAUUCUGUUGACAUCUCGACUCGACACUGUUGCUGUAGAAAUUGGGGUGGACCAUACACACCGAGUUGACUUAAUGUCGGUGGACGUAGGAUGGGAGUUGCUUUGGAAGAGCAUGGGAAUCAACCAAGAAAAAGAAGUGCAAAAUCUGCGAGACUUAGGAAUAGAUAUUGUUCGCAGAUGUGGCUGUCUUCCUCUUGCAAUUAAGGUUGUUGCAAGGGUUUUAUCCAGGAAAGAACAAACUGAGAAUGAAUGGAACAAGUUUUCAAGAAAAGAUGCUUGGUCCGUGAGCAAACUUGAAAUACCAAGUGCUUUAUAUAUAAGUUAUGAAGAGCUACCACUCUGUUUGAAGCCGUGUUUUCUCUAUUGUGCCAUGUUUCCUGAACAUGCAGUUAUUUACCGUGAUGAUAUAACCAGGAUGUGGGUGGCUGAAGGCUUCAUUGAUGAGCUAGGUGGCCAACUAUUGGAAGAUACAGCUGAAGAAUACUAUUAUGAGUUGAUAUAUCGGAAUCUCCUCCAACCAAAUUAUGUAUUUCCUGAUCUUAGUCGAUGCAGAGUGCAUGACCUAUUAAGGCAGCUUGCUUGUCAUUUAUCUAGAGAAGAAUGUUUUGUUGGUGAUCCAGGAUCAAUAAGAGUUAGUGUCUUGAGUAAAUUUAGACGUAUUUCAGCAGUCACUGAGAAGGAUAUAGUGGUGCUACCUAGCAUGGAUAAGGAUCAAUAUAAAGUUAGAGCUUGGAGAACAUCUUAUGAAAAGUCACUGAGAGUUGAUAAUACAAUAUUUAGAAGACUUCCAUAUAUUCGAGUUUUGGAUCUAACUGGGUCAGUUAUACAAAGUAUUCCAAAUUGUGUUGGAAGAUUGAUCCAUCUACGGUUACUUGAUCUUGAUGGAACUGACAUAUCCUGUCUUCCUGAGUCCAUUUGUUGUCUCAUAAACCUUCAGAUAUUGAACUUGCAGCGGUGCCAUGCUUUGCAUACUCUCCCUUUAGGAAUCACUCGGUUGUGCAACUUGAGACGCCUUGGUCUUGCUGGAACACCAAUAAACCAGGUUCCAAAAGGGAUUGCUAAAUUGAAGCUCCUGAAUGAUAUUGGAGGAUUUCCGGUUGGUGGUGGCAGUGAUAAUAGUGCCAGAACGCAAGAUGGAUGGAGCCUAGAAGAGCUGGGUCCUCUUUUUGAGCUGAGGAAGCUUGAUAUGGAUAAAUUGGAGAGAGCAUCUCCUUGUAGCACAGAAUCAUUGUUACUGGACAAAAAGUUUCUCAAACUACUCUGUUUACAUUGUACUGAACGUACAGAUGAACCAUAUAGUGAAAGGGAUAUAAUCAAUAUAGAGAGGGCGUUUGAGAAGCUAAUCCCUCCACAGAGCAUUGAAGAUAUAGUUAUUGUAGAUUUCUUUGGUCGGAGGUUUCCCACCUGGCUUAAUACUGCUACACAUUUUCCAUCAUUGAUGUAUUUGAAUCUUCUUGAUUGCAAAUCAUGUGUGCAUCUUCCUCCAAUUGGGCAGCUCCCCAACCUGAAAUAUCUGAGAAUCAACGGAGCCACUGCAGUCAUCAAGAUUGGACCCGAAUUUGCUGGCUACGGGGUGGGUAAUCCCGGAUCUGCACAGGCAGUUGCUUUCCCCAAGCUUGAAACGCUGUACAUCAAGGAUAUGCCCAACUGGGAGGAGUGGACCUUUGUUGUUGAAGAUGAAGAAGAAGCGACAGCAGCAGCAGCAGGUAAGGAAGGGGGAGAGGACGGAGCUGCUGCAGAGCAAAAGUGGGAAGCCCCUCCUCCAAGGCUGCAGCUGCUGCCACGUUUGAAGGAGUUGUUUCUUACACGCUGCCCCAAUCUGAGAGCUCUCCCACGGCAGCUUGGACUGGAGGCCACCAGCUUGAAGGUGUUCCACUUAAGAGAUGUGGAUAGCAUUAAGGUGGUGGAGAACCUCCCGUUCCUCUCUGAGAUACUUUUAAUUGCCGGAUGUGAAGGCCUAGGGAGGGUCUCCAAUAUUCCCAAAAUGAGGGAGCUGCGGGUAAGUCGCUGCCCAAAUUUAAGGCGUGUUGAGGAGCUUUGCAAUUUGGAGCGGCUGUGGCUGGGCGAGGGUAUGGAGUCCCUCUCCUCAUAUUGGGUGCCUGGGCUCAAAGAGCAGUGCCAAAAACUUCAUGGGGAAACACUGGACAUUUACACAUGGCCUCGAACAUGAGACACACCCGGUUUGAUGGGCGUCAGAGCGACAAGUACUUCGUCUUCUAGAGGAAGCAAUGGAGGAGGGCUGAAGAUGAUGAGCUGAUGCGGGAACACAAGGAGAAGGAAAAACCUGAUAUGGAUCUGCUGCCUGCCGGAAGGCUUUUGUUCUACAUUUGUAUGUUUAACUAUCCUUGUGUGUUGUAUGAAUAAAAGGCAGCAGUAUGCCGCUUGAGUUAUGAGGAGGUUUAUAUAUAUCAUGAGUUUCUGUACCA
This is a messenger RNA of Panicum hallii, 5050 nucleotides long. RefSeq names its product putative disease resistance protein RGA3. Lineage: Eukaryota; Viridiplantae; Streptophyta; Magnoliopsida; Poales; Poaceae. Gene Ontology annotation, molecular function: ADP binding. The record is from RefSeq and is a predicted model, not a curated record. Gene Ontology annotation, biological process: defense response to other organism. Bases 1717 to 4794 code for a protein of 1025 amino acids. The transcript is spliced from 6 exons.